AUGGGUACAAACCCUCGCCUGCAAGAGCUGGCCGCUGUGGUGGUGGCGGCGGCGGAUUCUGAACCACGGCCGCGGGCGCGCGUGGUGCGGAUCCUAGUGCACGAUGCUGACGCCACCGAUUCGUCUUCCAGCGAGGACGAGGCGCCGCCGCCGCCUCCUCCUCGGCGGAGGGCGAGGGGUGGCAGCAGCAGCGUCGGCGUGAGGCGCCAUGUUAUGGAACCGGCCGGGGCAAGCUCGGCCGUUCGGUUCCGUGGCGUCCGUCGGAGGCCGUGGGGGCGCUGGGCUGCGGAGAUCCGCGACCCGCACAGCCGCCGCCGACUGUGGCUCGGCACCUUCAACACCGCUGAGGAGGCUGCCAACGCCUACGACGCUGCGAACAUCCGCUUCCGCGGUGCCAGCGCCCCUACCAACUUCCCUGCGGCCCGCUACUCGCCGCCUCCAGAGCCAGCCAAGCCUAUCAUCUCGCUGACUCCUGAACCUGGAAAGGUGAUCACCUUGCCACCGGUACCUGUGAAGCCGACCUUCCCUCUGCAGGUGAAGGAAGAGGGUGGGAGCUGUGACGGCCAGGUCAAGGGAGCUAGCUCGGAUGUCAAGGGGUUUGCACCGAAGCCGGUGUGGGAGAUGAUCCCCAGUAAGCGCCAGAAGUAUCCGGGCUGUGCUGAUGGUUCUGGCCUGCGUGCCAUCCAUGCUGCCUCCAUCUAUGUGGAGGAGGUGUCUGUGAACUCCUAG
Miscanthus lutarioriparius is the source of this 729-nucleotide messenger RNA. NCBI's taxonomy places the organism in Eukaryota, Viridiplantae, Streptophyta, Magnoliopsida, Poales, Poaceae. The record is from the annotation of a GenBank genome assembly.